This is a messenger RNA of Cercocebus atys (sooty mangabey), 8816 nucleotides long. RefSeq names its product repulsive guidance molecule family member a (gene RGMA). NCBI's taxonomy places the organism in Eukaryota, Metazoa, Chordata, Mammalia, Primates, Cercopithecidae. The transcript is spliced from 3 exons. Gene Ontology annotation, cellular component: plasma membrane. Gene Ontology annotation, molecular function: coreceptor activity. Bases 5999 to 7228 code for a protein of 409 amino acids. Gene Ontology annotation, biological process: BMP signaling pathway. The record is from RefSeq and is a predicted model, not a curated record.
CCAAGAUUGCACCACUGCACACCAGCCUGGGUGACAGAGCAACUCUAUGUCAAAAAAUAAGUAAAUCUCCUGAUAGACUUUGGGUAUGGAGUAUGGACACCAGGACAAAGAUGGGGGUCCCCAGCCCUCAGGAGAUUGACAUGCAAGUGAGGAAGAGGCCGCUCAGCAGCCACCUCCUAGAGGAACCUGAGCUGUGCAAGGGCAGAUGGGUGACACUGACAGUCCAGUGACAGCCAAAGAGAGGAGCAGCUGGAAGGACCAAGAAGGUGGCGCAGGGAAGCUGAGGGGCCAUCCUCGACAAUCACAAAGCCACCCUACUUCACCCUUUCCUAUGUGACUCUAGACGAGGGCCAGGGGAAGUCCCUGAGAUGCCGCAGUAUGCAUCCACAGCCGGAGCUGUCCAGAGCAGGAGGGGCCAGCCCUGCCCUGGCAGGAGUGCUGCAGGGAGAUUUCCUGCUGCGUAAACCAGUGACCUCUGGCAUCCACAGGCUCCCAGGUUCUAAAAUUCCAUGGCGUGCCUUGAAAAGUAACCAUUGUUUUUGGUCACAAAUUGAUUGUUAGGGCUCUUUGAUAAAUUUGAUUGCACAGAGAAGCCAUGAGCUCUGGCCUGGAUUGCUUGAGUCAGGAGCAAAUGGGUCAGAUGGUUGCCUGGGGUCCCGACCUGAGCACCAAGGGCCCACCCCACCCCCAUCGGGUCUGAGAGCCACCCUGUCUUCUAGGCAUUGCCUGGGCGUCACCCCUUGAGCCGAGUCCCUCACCCCAUGGGGCUCCGGGACAAAUUUAGGGGCUUUCUGUUGUUGGAUCUGGAGAGGGGCAGACCACUGUCUUUGUAGGCUUCUGGAUUCUCCUGUUUGCCCCACCGUAGCUAAUCCUGAAAGUUCAAGACCUCAAGAGUCCUGGGUCAAAACAAAACAUGCAGUGCACAUAGUACCACAUAAUAUGCUUGUAAGGGGCAUAAAGCUCUGUGUCUGUGUCUCUGAGGUCGAACCCCAGGUUGCAAAGCUUAACAAGGGGCCGGAGGGCGACCCCUGCCCAAGGACACACUCAGUGGCUGGGGUAGAAAUGGAAGCUCAGGAAGCUUCUUAGGUUUUUCAGUCCGCUGGUUCUGUGUGUAUUGGCUGUCCUGGAUCCAUCAAGAGGCGGCUCCAGCGCUAGAAGGGGCCACUUUCUGGACUGCAGUACUGGGCAGGUGUGCUCAGCUCACCCUCUGCGGGGCAGCUGGCUCUGUGUUCAGCGUGGCUUGCUCUGAACAGCAGGUUUCCUCUUCUGCUUGCAGGAGUUGCUGUAAGAUCUAUUUUUCAGCUCUCAAACUUUCCUUCCUUCUUUCCAUGGACAUUUGCAUCAGAAAAGUCUAAGGUUUAUUGCCUGGAAUUGGGGUCUUUUACUUUUUAUAAAGAUACAGCACAUAAAAAUCAGCCCCUCUGAGAUCUCUCUGGCAGGUGAUACCAAGCUAUUGCUUUUGAUGCUGGACCAGGUUUCAUUCAGGUCCCUGACCUCUGGUGGGGGGCUGUAGUUGGUGAUUUAGUGCAUUGGAGGCAAGGUGAUUGGAUGACCAUGGAGGUCAGGGCCCCUCACUCCAGUCACUGCCCGUGGGGACUGCCCAGCCCCUCGAAUGGGAAAUGAGGCCCCACACACACAUUUCUGGGACCCAUGGUUCCCAGAGAGCUGCCUUUCCACAUGGAGAGAUGGCACAGGGGAACAGGCACCCUUUAUUCUGUCCCAGCUGGUCGCUGUCAGUGACCUUUUCCAAGUCAUUCCCUUGAGCUUUGGAAGAGAAGAAGCCUCUUAAACUCUUAGGAAGAUCUGCAGAGCUGGAUCCAAGUUCCCUGAGAGUUUGGGGCACCUGGGAAACCCAAGAAGUCGGGAUGGGUCAGUUGGCAGCAGCCUCUGCUCCCGGUAGGCUCCACACAGGCCUUUGUGCAGGGAGGGCCCAGAAUUGAUGAGGCGUCUGGUUACCAUCCUGAGACCAGAUGAGUCUGUGGCUGCAUAGGAGACCCACAUCAUGCUUUUGGGCCUUGGGGGAGCUGGGUCAGUCUCAGCUGGUGUCCUGAGGAGGAACUUGUGACAUAGGCGUUUUGAAAAGCAUAGAAAUAGCUCCAAGCCUGCCCAUCUCAGCCCCAGCCCUUCCACUUGUGUGACCCAGGCCUGCUCCCGCCCGAAGCCUCCAUGUUUGCAUCUGCAAAAUGAAGAUAAAAAUUCCUACCCUCUAAUCAGGGCAGUAGGGAGGAUCCAACAGGAAAGCAAUGUGUCACCUGCACAGGCCCCGGGAGCGCAGGGUAUUUUAUUAUCAUGAUCGUGUUUUGUUUUCUGAGGUGAGGCUCAGCCCAUGUACCUACCCCACCUCCCUAUGCAGUCCUAGGUGCACAGCCUCUUCCCCAGUGAGGCCCCCAAGGGCAGAACUCUUGACUUUGUUCAUCUUUUGUGGCCCUGCAGCACCUAUGUGCUGCCUGGUAUGGAGUGUGUGGAAAUCCGAGAGGUGUGAAGGAGGAGGAGAACGCAGCUUGGGGGCUGAGGGCUGUGGUUUGCACCUUGCCCCAUUCAGGGUACCUGGGGGUGGGGUUGCGGGGGAGCUAUUUAAUGCCUCUAGGCCUCAGUUUCCCUGUCUGUUGAAUGAAGAUAAUAAGUUAGUCCUGGGCCUGUAUUAAGGGUUUAAGGAGACAUAUGUAAUGUCUAGCACACAGUAAAUGCUCGAUACACAAUAGCUGUUAAGCUCAGCCUCUCCCAUAAAUUGUGAUUAAACAAAGUUAACACAAAACUGGCUGUCACAGAGCUUCCUUCCCAAGUCUCCCGGCUUUGCUCACAUUAGUGCCUGCAGUCCCUUUAACACCCCUGUGGUGAGGUGCCCAUGCAUCUCUGUAGCUCAGAACGGUCAGGGAAUUUGCCCACAGUCACACAGCUCUGGAGUGGUGGAGCUGGAGUUUAUCUCGAUGCUCUGCCCCACCACAGUAAGGUCCACCACUGCGGUGAGACCCUCCCACUGGGCACUGCCCCAUGAGAACAUCUCACCUGUUGCCUGGAAACACUGAAUUCUCCCCAGUUCUCUCUGGGUGGGGAAAUUGCAGGUAUCCUUAUUUUUCAUUCUCAUAUAGAAUCUAAGGUCUCUUCAUUUACUCAUUAACAAGGACAAAGGCAAACCUGUUGAAAUUGUGCUUCAGAACCCAGUUUCUGACUGCAUCUUUUCCCAGAAAAUGUCUCAGCAGAAGAGGCAUUUUAGGAUGCCGUGAAAACUUGGGGAAGGAAGGGGUUGUGACAGGAAACCAAGUGCUCUCUGUCAGGAGCAAGGACGUGGAGACUGGACCACACAGGCUGUGGGGCACAGAAGUGUCCCAACAGAGGUAUGAGAGCUCGAUGUGCCACCCCCUAGUCCCUCCCUCUGAAGAGCCAAGGGAAUCAUCCCAGGCCUGAGCAAUCCCUGGGCGAAAACACGUCCUUGUCGGGAAAUGGGAAAAUGGGGUAGGUGAAGUUAAGUCAAUCUGGUCCUUUGGUCUCUGGCCAAACAAAUGUCUCCACUGAUACUGGCAGCUUCCGCAGAGGUGACUUGGGAGGGUGCAGGAAGGAGAGGAGGGAGGCGGCCAAGUUUCCCUCUAUGACUGUCUCUUCAGCUUGGCCACCAUAAGAAAAUACCCCAGCCUAGGAGGCUUAAACAAUGGACAUUUAUUUUCUCAGCGUUCUGGAGGUGGGAAGUCCUAGAUCCGGUACCAGCAUAGUCCGGUUCUGGAGAGAGGGCCCUCCUCCUGGCUCUCAGACUGUGGAUUUCUCAUUAUAUCCUCACAUGGCAGGAGGUGGGAGGGGAGCAGGGAGAGAGAAUGCUUAGCAUUCUUCCAAGUGUCUUUAUUUUAAGGGUACCAACCCUGUCAUGGGGGCUCCACUCUCAUGACCUCAUCUAAACCUAAUUACCUCCCAAAUGUCAUCCCAUAAGGGGUUAGGACUUCAACCUACACAUUUAGGGGGACAAAGUUCAGUCUAUAGCGCUCUCCCUGGGGGUGAGUGAGGCAGUGAGGUAAAGCCACCUGGUGCCCGUGGGAAGCGAGGCCCCCUCGACAGUCAUGACCGUUGACUGAUCCUGGGUAGUCAGUGGAUUGAAGGAGCUGCCAGGAGUUGGGGGACCUGGAUCCAGGUGGAAUCCACUGUGCCCUGAGAGUGAGUGCCAGCAGGGCCUACCCUGGGGAAGGAGGGAAGAGGAGAGAUGCCACGUCUGCUGGAGCUUCAGGGAGGGGAGGCUCCCUCCAGUGCCCUUCCCGUCCCAGAAGCCCAUGACUUCUAACCUCUGACCUCCCAGGGCUGCAAGCAUUAUCCCUCACUGUGGCCUUUGUGGGGGACCCUGUUUGUUGGAUGCCCCUGGGGCUCAAGACACGCCAUGUACAUCUCUUCAUAUCCUCAGCGACGCUUUAAGGUGGACGCAGUCUCUACUUGACAAUUAAGGAAACUGAGGCUGAGUCAAGUUCCUGAAACUACUGGAAAGGGACAGAGUGGGACUUUGAACCAGACACCUCCCUUCAGGGCCUGUGCUGGCCUCCAGCCCACCCAGAGCUGGGGCUGGCAGAACUUGGAGGGAAUAGUGAGGCAAGGAGCUCACCCCACCACCAGGAUCCUAAAGCCUACAGAGGAGUGGGGGAGACGGGGACCCUGGUUCCUGGGUGCAAGGGUUCCAGAGAGUGACCUCUGCCACCAUCUUUGAGUGGCAGGCAGACAGCUACGCCUGCUGGGUGAGGGGUGGUCUUGUUCUUAGAGUGGGUGGGCUCUGGGAGGAGGAGAGGAACGGGAGAAGGUGCCCAUGUGGAAUGGAGAAGUGAAAGGGCCUUGUCUCAGGCGCUUCUUAGCCGCUCUGCAUCAGGGCUAAGGCAGCCACAUCCCUGCUGUUUGCUCCUGGGGGGCUGUCUGCCUCUCACCACCCCUCUGCCUGCAGCCCCCUUCUCUGAACCUUCACCACCAGCUGCCUCCCCAUCCUGGGGAAAUGCGCCUUCACACACUCCAGGCUGGCCGGACUCCAUCAGGCUCUAGCUUGGCCCCUUGUGAUUGCUGAAAAGAAGGUGAACCAACUCUGAAGCCUCACUACUCAAAGUGGGUCGCGGACCAGCAGCAUGGGCCUCUCCUGGGAACUUAGUAGAAUUGCAGAAGCCCCGGCCCGCUGGGGCCUGCUGAACUGGGUCCCAGGCCACCCAGUACAGCCUCAUCUGGGGCUACCAGAUCCCACUCCACAGCCCUGGAGCAUGUGAGGGACCCCUUUCCGGAGUACCUGGGUAGGAUUUCUGUCAUGAAUUCCCCACACACCCUAGAGUUCUGUAACUGGGGUGCUGCUCUGAGAACAGUUUUGAAGGCUGUGGAGAUAGCAGAUCCCGAUCACAAAGCCAGUCCACUUAAAAUUCAGGAGCCUGCGGAGUUGCCUAUUUGGAGUGUAGAGCCACACCUGGGCACCGGCCUGACCCUGCCAGGAGGCUGGUGGGAGCACAGUGUCAUAAGAUGGGUCUUGCAGGAGAGGCUGGAGCCCACCCGUGGUGGAGGGAAUCGGGAGUGUGCUAAUGAGGCUGUGUGAUGAUGUGUGGCUGCAGGGGCAUGAGCUCACAGGUCCAAUGGCUGGAUUCAUGUCCUGCCCUGGCUCACUUCCUCGAAGUGAGACUUGGGCAAGAAGUCAGCCCAGCAGAGCCCAGCUUUCCCCUGAGCUGGGGAUGGCAGUCGCACCGGGAAGAUGCAAUGGGGAAGGCCUGUACCGCCUGCAGCGCCGGACCUGGGACAGAGCCAGCCAGCUGGGACUUCACAGUCCCUGCUCUCCAAGGUUCUACCAGAUUCCGUCCUGGUGGAGAGUCAGAGCACAGCACAGCUCCUGCUUGUGUUGCAGUGGGGCCUGCUCUAAAGGGACAGGCAGUGUCCUUUUUCUACUUUGGUCACAGGGCCAGAGGUAAACCAGAGCCUGAGCGUGGCCAUCGGUUAACAGGAGACCAGUGUUCCUUCCGCUUGAUUUUCUCUGAUGCCCACAUCUGCAUGAUUCUGAGGAGGCAGAAUGUCAGCCACCUCCCCGUGCAAGAUCCUCAAGUGCAACUCUGAGUUCUGGAGUGCCACGUCGGGCAGCCACGCCCCAGCCUCGGACGACACCCCCGAGUUCUGCGCAGCCUUGCGCAGCUACGCCCUGUGCACACGGCGGACGGCCCGCACCUGCCGGGGUGACCUGGCCUACCACUCGGCCGUCCAUGGCAUAGAGGACCUCAUGAGCCAGCACAACUGCUCCAAGGAUGGCCCCACCUCGCAGCCACGCCUGCGCACGCUCCCACCAGCCGGAGACAGCCAGGAGCGCUCGGACAGCCCCGAGAUCUGCCAUUAUGAGAAGAGCUUUCACAAGCAUUCAGCCACCCCUAACUACACGCACUGUGGCCUCUUCGGGGACCCGCACCUCAGGACUUUCACAGACCGCUUCCAGACCUGCAAGGUGCAGGGCGCCUGGCCGCUCAUCGACAAUAAUUACCUGAACGUGCAGGUCACCAACACACCUGUGCUGCCCGGCUCAGCGGCCACUGCCACCAGCAAGCUCACCAUCAUCUUCAAGAAUUUCCAGGAGUGCGUGGACCAGAAGGUGUACCAGGCUGAGAUGGACGAGCUCCCGGCUGCCUUCGUGGAUGGCUCUAAGAACGGUGGGGACAAGCACGGGGCCAACAGCCUGAAGAUCACUGAGAAGGUGUCAGGCCAGCACGUGGAGAUCCAGGCCAAGUACAUCGGCACCACCAUCGUGGUGCGCCAGGUGGGCCGCUACCUGACCUUUGCUGUCCGCAUGCCGGAGGAAGUGGUCAAUGCUGUGGAGGACUGGGACAGCCAGGGCCUCUACCUCUGCCUGCGGGGCUGCCCCCUCAACCAGCAGAUCGACUUCCAGGGCUUCCACACCAAUACUGAGGGCACCGGCGCCCGCAGGCUGGCAGCUGCCAGUCCCGCACCCACAGCCCCUGAGACCUUCCCAUAUGAGACAGCCGUGGCCAAGUGCAAGGAGAAGCUGCCAGUGGAGGACCUGUACUACCAGGCCUGCGUCUUCGACCUCCUCACCACGGGCGACGUGAACUUCACACUGGCUGCCUACUACGCCUUGGAGGAUGUCAAGAUGCUCCACUCCAACAAAGACAAACUGCACCUGUAUGAGAGGACUCGGGACCUGCCGGGCAGGGCUGCUGCGGGGCUGCCCCUGGCCCCUCAGCCCCUCCUGGGUGUCGUCAUCCUGCUCCUGGCCCUGCUCCCUGUGUUCUGCUAGAUGCGUAGAUGUGGAGGGAGGCACAGGCUCUGUCCCCUCGGCUUCUCCAUCUGUGGGCUGGGACCGCCAACGGGGUGCAGAUCUCCUGGCAUGUCCCCCAUGGCCCCACAGAACGCCAGGGACCGCCUGCUGCCAAGGGCUCAGGCAUGGACCCCCCCCCCUCUAGUGCACGUGACAAGGUUGUGGUGACUGGUGCCGUGAUGUUUGUGACAGUAGAGCUGUGUGAGAGGGAGAGCAGCUCCCUUCGCCCCGCCCCCGCAGUGUGAAUGUGCAAAACAGCCCCUCAGACUGAAGCUCCCCACCCCCACCAGAGAGACACUGGGAACCGUCAGAGUCAGCUCCUUCUCGCAAUGCACUGAAAGGCCCAGCCGACUGCUGCUCGCCAAUCCGUGGGGCCCCCUGUGCCCGCCACAUGCACGCACACACUCUUACACGAGAGCACACUCGAAACCCCUAGGCCAGCGGGGUCGCCCCAGCCACACAGGCAUCCUUGGGGCUCAGCCCCAGGCAGGGCACCCCUGGGCCGCUGCUCGGCACCUUAGCGGACUGAUGGAAGCUUUUGGCCAGUAGGUGGUGCCCGCCUGGUGCCUUCUUGCCUGUGGCCUCCCUGCCCAUGCUCACCUGGCUGCUGUGGGUACCAGUGCAGGUCCUGGUUUUCAGGCACCUGCUCAGCUGCCCGUCUUUGACCUGGGCCCCCGCCCCUUCCACCCUGUGCUUAGAAAGUUGGAGUGCAUGAUUCUAAAUGUAAACAGAGAAGAGAUCCUUGACUUCUGUUCCUCUCUCCCUUCUGCAGAUGCAAGAGCUCCUGGGCAGGGGAGCCUGGGCCCCAGGGUGUGGCAGGAGACCCAGUGGAUGGGGCCAGCUGGCCUGCCCUGAUCCUCUGCUUCCUCCUCACAACCCCAAGAGCCCCCACCCAGUCCACCCACGUGUGGAGUCUGGGGAGAGGAGCAGGGUCUUAGGCUUCUCAGCCCUGAGCAUCCCUGGCAGGGUCUCCAACCUCUAAUCUCUUCCCUUAAGCCCUGUGGCCACACAGCCAGGAGAGACUUGCCACUGGCUCCCGCCUCAUUUCAGCCCAGGGUGCUCAUCCAGGAGCCCAGAACAGUCCCACCUGUGCUGCUAUGCCCACAGCACAAAGCCGGCUUUGCUCCCAAAAGUGCAGCCAGGCCCCAGAGGGUGAUCCCGCCAGCAACCCUACAGCCCCACACCCUCCCCACCCAUCAGCAUCCACGGCAGCCCCUCUGCUGUUCCCCAGGGACCUCUCAUACACUGGCCAGGAGGCUGUAGAACAUGUGUCUCCCCCUCCCUCCAAGAGGUCCUGCUCCCUCUGCCAGAACCGUGUGGGUGGUGGGAAGGCGCUCGGCGCCCGGCCCCUCCCUCUCCCUGCUGGUUUAGAUGGUCCCUAUGUUGGAAGUAAAAAGUGAAGCACUUUAUUUUGGUUGUGUUUGCUCACGUUCUGCUUGGAAGUGGGGACCCCUCACUGCGUCCACGUGUCUGCGACCUGUGUGGAGUGUCACCGCGUGUACAUACUGUAAAUUAUUUAUUAAUGGCUAAAUGCAAGUAAAGGGGUUUUUUUUGUUAUUUUCUUUUA